AAGCUAUCUAUCUGGUCAAAAACAUUGAGACAAGCUAUUUUUUUCAACAGAUGAAUGUGAUCGCGUGGUUAAAAAAGUAGCGCAGCAUCGUUUUCUUGCGCUUGAAAAAUGGAUUUUUUAAUUGGUGGCAUUGCCGCUGUCGGUGCGGGUGUUUUUACCAAUCCCUUGGAGGUGGUGAAAACCAGGAUGCAGUUGCAAGGGGAGCUUGCAGCGCGAGGUCAAUACACAGUGCACUAUAAAAACAUUUUCUCCGCAACUUACAUGAUUGCGAAACACGAUGGGAUUCUUGCUCUGCAAGCUGGUCUGGCUCCCGCUUUAUGGUUUCAACUGGUGCUGAACGGAACACGUUUGGGGGCCUAUCAACUUUUAUGUGACAGGGGUUACACCACGAAUAAGGAGGGAAAGAUUGUAUUUUACAAGUCGGUUAUUGUCGGUGGAUUGUGCGGCGUGCUUGGCGGUUAUACCGGCAGUCCUCUCUAUUUAGUCAAAACACACUUACAAGGUCAGGCCGCAAAGGAAAUCGCAUUUGGACACCAACACAACCAUGAAGGCACCAUGAAAGCAUUAAGAAAUAUCUUCAAAACUCAGGGUAUCAAAGGUUUGUUUAGAGGUAGUUUUGCCUCUAUACCAAGAAGCUUUAUUGGCUCCACGUCACAACUGACGUCAUUUGAUUUUUGUAAACAAUGGCUACUAAACUAUCCCUCAUUUCAAGACGCCCCUUUGACAACGGCGUUUACAGCCAGUAUGAUUAGCGGGAUAUCACUUAGUAUAGGUAUGACACCAUUUGACUUGAUCGCCACCAGAUUAUACAAUCAAGGGGUUGAUGCAAAUGGCAAGGGGCUAUUGUACAACAGCUACCUGGACUGUGUUGGCAAAAUUUGGAAGAGCGAGGGAUUUUUAGGAUUCUAUAAAGGUAUCGGACCAAGUUAUGUUAGAUUGGGACCACAUACCGUGCUGUGUCUAGUUUUCUGGGAUAAACUUAAAGAUGUAUAUAAAAAGUUUUCUGAUGAUUAGUA
Messenger RNA from Photinus pyralis (common eastern firefly), 1016 nucleotides. Its product is annotated as solute carrier family 25 member 35-like. NCBI's taxonomy places the organism in Eukaryota, Metazoa, Arthropoda, Insecta, Coleoptera, Lampyridae. The transcript has 4 exons. The record is from RefSeq and is a predicted model, not a curated record. Bases 109 to 1014 code for a protein of 301 amino acids.